Messenger RNA from Anguilla anguilla (European eel), 5837 nucleotides. Its product is annotated as ras-related protein Rab-26. The record is from RefSeq and is a predicted model, not a curated record. The transcript is spliced from 9 exons. Lineage: Eukaryota; Metazoa; Chordata; Actinopteri; Anguilliformes; Anguillidae. Gene Ontology annotation, molecular function: GTPase activity; GTP binding. The coding region runs from base 664 to 1422 and encodes 252 amino acids.
AAGCCUGCGUAUGCUGAAGACAUUUUAAAGCGUUAUUUUGACUGUUUGUUCUCGCUUGAUGGGGGAAAAGUCAUUGCUAUCGUAAAAAAGCGGUACUGCACCUUUAAACCACCCUGGUUCCAACAAGUAGUCUGAGCGCUCUCCAAAUGUGAGCUUUCCUCCCCGCUGCGCAAGGUGCCGCGGUUUGUAUUUUUUCCGUUAAUGCUCCAACUCCCGAUUGUAGGGUAUUUCGAACAGAGGCUCGUGGAGCUAGUGCGGACUUUUUUUUUCUUCCCCCCGAAGACGUCGCGUUUUACUAAAAACCGAACGGACAGCCAAUACUGACAGCGCUACCUUACCUGCACUGAAUCAACACUGCUGAGAAGGCUGGGGGAAGUAAACAGUACGUUCGGCUCGUGGCGGACGAGGCACGGGGAAAAGUGCCAAGAACGCUCCAAUAUUGUAGUGGGACUGAUACGUCCACACAGCCAUGACGCUGACGUACAGGUGAAAAGUACAGUUUUUAAAACUCUUGCAUUACGACCUCCUUUUAAGUCUGAGAAAUAUAUUUUAGCGUAUUUAGUUGACGCGGGGGAAAAAGUCAACAUCUUUGUGCGCCGGUUUAUUUUUAUUUUUCCUGAAACGAGUUUAUAGAUUGCCAUUGCCCCAAAACCCGUGCGAACCAUGUCCAGGAAGAAGACUGCCAAAGGCAAGAGCAGCAACAGUGGCCCCACCGCGAAAGGUAAAGACAGCGGGAAAAGCGGCAAAGGCACCCCCGGGACCGAGGCUCUCUCAAACGGCGUGGUCCACCCCAGCCGACCUUCGCUCAGCAACAGCGGGGAGUUCUAUGACCUCGCUUUUAAGGUGAUGCUGGUGGGAGACUCAGGUGUGGGGAAGACCUGCUUGCUUGUGCGCUUCAAAGAUGGGGCCUUCCUGGCUGGCAGCUUCAUCUCCACUGUGGGCAUCGACUUCAGAAAUAAGGUGCUGAGCAUCGAUGGGGUGAAGGUUAAACUUCAGAUCUGGGACACGGCUGGACAGGAGCGCUUCCGUAGUGUCACACACGCUUACUACCGCGAUGCUCAUGCCCUGCUCCUGCUGUACGACGUGACCAAUAAAACAUCGUUCGACAACAUCCAGGCCUGGCUGACAGAGAUCCACGAGUACGCCCAGCAGGACGUGGUGCUGAUGCUCCUCGGGAACAAGGCUGAUUCCACACAUCAGAGAGUGGUGAGGAGAGAGGAGGGGGAGAAACUAGCCAAGGAGUUCGGGGUGCCCUUCAUGGAGACCAGCGCCAAGUCUGGGCUCAAUGUGGACCUGGCUUUCACCGCCGCGGCCAAAGAGCUGAAGCACAGGUCCUUGAAGGAGUUGAGUGAACCAAAGUUUCAGCUCCAGGAGUACGUGAACAAGGAGAUGACCAAGGCCACCAGCUGCUGCGGAUCCUAAACCACCAACCACACGUGCCUGUGUGUGUGCAUAUGUGUGCGUGUGUAUAAGCGUGUGUUAGUGUGUGCGUGUAUAGAUGUACAUGUAUAUGUGUGUGUGUGUGUGUGUGUGUGCAUGCAUACAUACAUUCUUUUGGGGGAAAGUUUAAAAGACUGGGCAGGACUGAGGAUUCUGGAGUUUGAUUUUCAGCUGUAACAUUAACUACAGACUUUCUGAUGAUUUCUCACCCUCAUUAAAAUUUUGUGGCGGGUAUGUUCACUUCGUGUGUAAUUGUGUGUGUUUGUGUGUGUGUCUACGCACAUGUGUGUGUGUGUGUGUGCAUGUGUGAAAUAAAGAGUGAGAGGCAGAGAAAGAUCUACUCUUAAGUUCUAUCUUUUUAGAGUCAAAUGGGUAGUUUUGUAUGUGAAUAUUCAUGCUGCUGUGGCUCAGCCUCGCCAGUGGAGGCAGCAUUGAGCUCUGAUUGCAGGGUUUAUGAUGCCUUCUUGCGCUGACCUGAUGGGUCUGGUGUGUGCUUGUCUCUGCAGCUUCUCUUCCUGUCACAUGAUGAAACAUCACUUUUCCAAACUGAUCCGCCUCCAUUUACUGUGUGUGAACGCACCAUUAGAGCUUUACCCCAGCAAAUGCCCCAGAUAAACACAUUGAGCAGAUAACCCCACAAUCAAAUACCCCCUAUGCCCAUAUUCCACACAGUUUAUCUUCACCCUUACCCCCAGGUCAACACCGGACACAAAUACCCCAGCUAGAUACCCCAGGACCAAACAACCCUCAGAAAUGUGCUGUACAAACAUUUCAGCAAUUGCCCCUUGCAAAUGCCUGGUGACAAAAACACUACCACUGCAUACCGUGAAUACCCUACAUUUAGGUGCCUUAUAUGGGGCCAUUGCACACACCUCUUAUACCGUAAAUACCCUACAUUCAGUUGCCCUAUAUAGACCCAUUGCACACAUCUCUAAUAAUCCAUUCCUUGCUCCCUGUGAACCGCAGCUAGCUGUCUGCUUCCUAUUAAAAAGCAAUGGGUAGCCUCGGUGCUUGAAGCGGAAAAAAAAAAAAGUCUCAAUACUCCUAUGAGCAAAAUUUUGAAGUCCCAGUGUGGUAUAGCCUACGUUCUGGAAAUUCCCAUUUUUGAGCCCAGCUAACGUUGAAAAGACAAGUUCCAUUGCAGCUGCCAACAUUCAUAGAAAUAUAUAUCGCUGGGCCAAGAAAGGCCUUUUUACAAGAGGUGAUCUACAGUGUGGCAAGCGGUUUGUAAAUCGCAUCAAGUUAGAAGAGAAUUCAAGCUCAGGAUUCUAAAUUCCAAAAAGGGAGGCGUCAGCUGUUGUCGUCAGCUGAAGCCUCUUAGAAUAAGUGCUAAUCACAUUAGAAACGUGUAGAAGUGCCUUUACUGCGUACCAGUAAGCACCGGCCCACUUCAAACACUACGUAACCUAGUAACAGCGGUGCUGACUGAAAACAACACCCACAGAUCGUAUGUGUUGCAAACGGUUGUGAAACCCCCGAUUGAGAUGGAUAUUCUGAAUAAGCUGUAUACGCCCAAAUGGCACUCCAAUAACCAAAAUAAGAUUGGCGUGUGCCUCAUGUCAUCAUUUGGAAUAGGGCCUUCUUCAUGGUAUUUCAUCAGAAAAUGCUGUUUCCAUGACCCAUAUCUUAAUUCUGGAUAUUGUCUUGUUCAGAGUAAUAUCGGAAUAUGAGUGUCCUCAUAUUUGGCAGUGGCGGGACACAUCCCUUAACACUGUUUAAAGGAUGAUAGUGUAACAAGCUGGCUCGUUAGCAAUCUACAGCAGAAAAUUAUCAUUGUCCACGUUCGUUUUAUCUAGGAAGACCGUUGAUUUGUUGACCGUUAAUUUAGAACAGUGAUCAAGCUUUUGUCUGUGCCACUUCAUAGCCAGGCAUAGGCCCUUUAUGGAAAAAUAAUGCACACUUCCCAGCCAAUCAGAAUUGAGUAUUCAGGCAAGCCGUUGUAUAAAUAUAUUUAUGUAUAAAUGUAUGUAUGUAUGUAUGUAGCUGUACACUGUAGUAUCAUUCUGCAAAUCACAUAUGACUGUUGUUUAGCAAUGUGUGAGUUUAUCCUGUCACUGUGAGGUAUGUUGUACCACCAUGCUUAAUGUGGAACCUCAAAACGUAAAGCUUGACCACUUGUUACCAGUCGUCUCUUGAGUGAUCACAUAGCCCAUAGAGUGCAUAACAGCUGGAGAGGGUAGGAGGAGCCGGGCGGUGAAGUGUAGGAAGUAUCGGGAAACCGCCUCUACUGCGCACGCAAAAGCCCUUUCUGCUCGUUGAAUUCAAUGCAGAAAACCAAGUCUUUUGUGCUUAUAAAUGUGAUAUUGUGGAGAAGUUUGUUAAACAACGGUUUUUGGGAAAUAUUAAAAUGUAGCUACAUAUUUCAUUACAGGUCACAUAUUUUCACAAUCUACGUUUCAUAUGAAACGUAACGAUUGUUAAUUAAAUUUCAAAAUACCACCGGGGGAAGUUUUAUUUUGCCUCCACAAGUCUGAUAUUUCCCAUUCACUUUAAUGCACCAAACUCGGUCCUGUGCCCCCCGUGUAUGCUGGUUUUUGUUUCAACCAGUCGCAAUACUAGAAUUUUAACAAGCUGUUAUUUUUUCUUAUUUGUGUGCUUUUCCCGUUUAGAGGGAUGAUUUACUAUCUUACGCCACAUUAUGUCAGAAAUAGCAAAGCAUGCCAUAAAGAAAAAAAUUCCCAUGUUCAUGUUUUGCUCAUUGUGUUAUAUUGCAAACAAUUGCAAAAAAGGGCAAAACUUAAAAUUAUAGACUAAGGUGAAUCAGUAGGUUCCUAAUUGGUGAAAGUUUGCACACCUGGCCACUAAAACUAACUAUCUGCAAGAUAAUGAAGAAUUCAAAGGCAAAGAAAAUGAUAAUGAGUAGAACCUGCAUUGUGUUUAUUAGUUUCAGGAGAAUAGUAUAAAAUAAAUUAAACACGUGUCCAACAACCUAAUUAGGAGCCUAUUGAUUUAUCUAUGUGUAUUCAUUUGAUCAAAAAAGUCUCCUCUUAAUGUAAUUGUUCGCAAUGUAGCACAAUAAGCACAACGUAGCACAAUAUCAACAUCGGAAAUUUAGUCUUCGUGGCGCGCAAAACAAAGCCGACAUAAUAGACCUUUGGUUCAACAAAGUAAAUCCGUCUGAACAUGAAAAGCACCUAAUGAAGAAAAAUUACCGACUUGUUAAUAUUAUGGGAUUGCGAAUGUAGACAAAACCAGGAUACAGUGGGAGCCAGGGCCGAGUUUGGGAAGCACUGCUUUAAUGUAAUGGGUGCUCCAAUGUCUUUCCAUCAACGUGCGCAGUACAAACUUACUUCCCGAGCUUCCCAAGCUUUGGUUAGCAGAAGGCGUGCCUGCCUGUCUAGUUAAAUAUGCACGUCUACGACACAACCGAUCGUAGAUUCUCCAUCAAACCGCUUCCAGCUUGGCAGCCAGGAGCCGCCACUGACGUCAUCGCAGUUGGCACACAAUUUUCUGGCGGUUGAACGCGACAACCAGUAACUGUGCCGUUUACCUGGGCAGGCAGGGAGUCUACGCAGAAUCUUCAUCCCGCUCCCUGCGGUCCCGAGGACGUAAAACAUAUCAUGCAAAACAAAAAAGGCGAGAAAAACGUCGAUUUUCCCGACAAAUAUAAAUAAAUUAAUUUUAAGAGCUUAUAGUAUGACAUGUAGCCUAAUGUAAAUGUUUGUUUUAUUAAUGCCUUAGACAAAAAAGUGAUGUACAGUACAGAAGUAGGUAGCCGCAUUUAUAGCCUAGAGCGCCGCUAUAGGAUGAAGUAGAAGUACUAAAUUAAAAAUGCAUAGAUUGACGCCCACGUUUUGUAUUCGUGAGCUUUUAAUGUUGAAGAGAAGCGUGACCACAUUUUGAAAACCAAUGACCAUUGAAGGGAAACGAGUUUGAUAUAUUAAUUAUUUAUAGAACUACGGUAUUGUAUUAGAGUCUUUGAAAACCAAUGGUAUGUAUUUCUUCUUAGUGAAAAAAAAAAAAAAAUAGGCGAGGUCUCAUAAUAAUGAGAUAAGAUGCAUGUAGCGCUAUCUAGUCGCUAAAUGCCAUGGUAGGUGUCUUUUUAAUCAGUUUGAAUGUGUGAACCUGGGUAUUGACCCGGCCGUCUUUUCUUUUUUUCUUUUUUUUUUUGGGACUCAUGCUAAAAUAAAGUGGUCACUGGUGUUUGUAUAAUGUAGUGUUUUAGCAGUCUGUCGCAAACAGGUCCAGGCUGUUGGCCCUAUGCAGUUGUGAUUUCUGGUAUAAAAAACGCUAAUAGCAUACACUAUAUGACGUGUUUAAAUGGGUGGAUAGACACAACGGUGUAUUUUUAUCUGCCUGGAAAUGUAACGUUUUAAAAAUAAUAAUAAUAAUAAUUUUGUUUAGCCUUAAUGUACCUACAGUGAAAUUCAUGAUAAUAAAACGUAUGAUGUACAAUG